Messenger RNA from Solanum pennellii, 763 nucleotides. Its product is annotated as jacalin-related lectin 34-like. Bases 95 to 763 code for a protein of 222 amino acids. The record is from RefSeq and is a predicted model, not a curated record. The transcript has 2 exons. Lineage: Eukaryota; Viridiplantae; Streptophyta; Magnoliopsida; Solanales; Solanaceae.
AACAUUGGUAAGUUAUUAUUCUCUUCUAAUACAUUUACAAUAAGCUUCAAUUAUUUACAAUAAUCAAUUAUUAUUACUGUAUUAAUAGGCUGAAAUGGGACAACCUGGAGGCUACCCAAACAGGCAACCAAGCUCAAUCCAACCACCAUUGUCUAGCCAACCAUUAAGCUUAAGUCAGCCACCAUUGUUUAGCCAACCAUCAAGCUCAAGUCAGCCACCAGUAUUUAAUCAUCAAGGCAGUUCUAUGUGUUUUGAUUCUUCAGCUGUUAGAAGAGAGCAACAACCUGAUAAAUGCAGAGGCACAUGCAGAGGCAGAGGCACUGGGAGAGGCACUAGGAGAGGUACUGACAGAGGAACUAGUAGAGGCACUGGUAGAGGCACUGGGAGAGGUACUGGCACUACCAGAGAAAUAGGAAGAGGCACUGGUAGAGACAUUGGAGGUGUAUCAAGUCAGCAACCUGAUCAACCAAGGGAUGUGGAAGCUUCAAUAUCAACAGGAAGACAAAAGAGGACCAAGACUAUAGGAUUUGGCAUCUAUACAAAUGCAAGUGGUAGUCAAACCUUUAAUCCUGGUACUUCAGGAGAAAAAGUUAUCAAUCCGAGAGUUUAUAAGGAUGCAUCUCCAACAAAUAUUGAUAUUGAUUAUAAGCCUCGAGGACUCAAGUGGAAUGGUGGAGAUGCUGUCACUGGUUCACAGUUGCAACUUAUCACUCAGUCAAGGAAAAACAAGCGUGGAACAUCUAGUGCACCAAAGAAUGCCUAA